This is a messenger RNA of Fusarium vanettenii 77-13-4, 867 nucleotides long. RefSeq lists its product as uncharacterized. The record is from RefSeq and is a predicted model, not a curated record. The coding region runs from base 1 to 867 and encodes 288 amino acids. Lineage: Eukaryota; Fungi; Ascomycota; Sordariomycetes; Hypocreales; Nectriaceae. The transcript has 2 exons.
AUGCCUCUCUUCAGCAGCCUUCGGCGCCGCCAGCCUACCCGCCACCGACACAUCAACCCCAACCGUCUCCUCGUUACCACGCUCCUCCUACCCGCUUUAGCCCUCGCCCAAGACGAUGACGAGCCCACCUCCUCCACCAACCAAUUCUCCCAGCCCUUUGUCGACCAAAUAACAGGCCUCAAUAUGGAGAGAUUCUUUGGUGCAAGGACGUCGUUUGGCUUUGCCUUUGCCCUCCCUGAUGCUCAGCCCGUCGCUAGCACCGGCUCCUUUAUUGGUCAACUCUCAUUCCCCCUUGUGAAUGGGCAAGGUUGGGGAUCGUUCGGCUUGACUGGAGAUAUGGAGGGCAAUUUUAUUCUCGCUGUUUGGCCAGAUGGCAAAGGGGGCGUCAUGGCGUCCUUUCGACAAGCUACGAAUGAAGACAACCCGCCUGAAGUUGCUGGACAAUUUCGAGUUAGACCUCUACCGGAGGGAGUAUCUGUCAAUUCGACUUCCUUGCUGUAUACCUUCCUCUGCGAGAACUGCCUCGACAGUACUCUCGGCGUAGGCCCGGAAGCCACAGCGGGAAACGCAGUCAUGGGGUGGGCAUUGUCGGAGAGGCCGCCAAGGGGAGACCCUUCUGAUCCUGGUGCAUUCCUAGGAUUUCACGAAAGGGGCUUUGGGCCUUUCACGGCUCGUCUGGCACAAGCCAAGACUGCAGGGUUCGAUGCCGUUGCAGCCACAGCACUUGAUCCUGUUGGGGAUUCUGGCAACGCAGUGGCAGCCGUCCCAGGGGCUUUCGAGGACGGAAGUGGUGAUGAAGAUAGUGGUGGGAACAGAGACGGGGACGAGAGUGGUGAUGACGGCGAUGACGAUGAUGACGAUGAUUAG